AUGAAUCCAUCAGCAAAUAUCCUCCAUGUGUCACGAGUCACGCCUUCAACGUCUGACUCGUCCGACUCACUGACUCUCCCGCUCACCUUCUUCGACCUUCACUGGUUCAAACUUCACCCCGUUGAACGAGUCAUCUUCUACCGAAUCACCGACGCAACUCGCGCUUUCUUCGACUCAGUCCUCGUCCCUAAUCUCAAAACUUCUCUCUCCUCAACUCUCUCUCACUACCUCCCACUCGCCGGGAAACUCGUAUGGGACCCACUCGAUGAAAACCCGAGCAUCGUCUACUCCCCAAACGACGACGUUUCCUUCACCGUCGCCGAGUCAGAUUCCGAUUUCUCACGUUUGACCGACAACGAACCGUUCUCCGCCACCGAGUUACACCCAUUAGUUCCCAAGUUACAAGUCUCCGACGAUUCAGCCUCCGCCGUGUCGUUUCAAGUCACGCUGUUUCCAAACCAAGGGUUUUGCAUCGGCGUAAGCGCACACCAUGCCGUUUUAGAUGGAAAAACGACAACAAACUUUCUCAAAGCCUGGGCUCACACAUGUAAACAACCAAACCAUUCUCUACCGCAGGAUCUAAUCCCGUCUUACGAUCGCACGGUCAUAAAAGGUCCUCCGGGGAUCGAUACGCUUCUCUUGAACUCUUGGCACUCUUUCUCCAAAAUGCUCGCCGGCGGCAAAGAGCCAGAAAACCCCAAAUCUUUAAAGCUUCUUCCUUCGCCGGAGAUGGACCCUGAAACCGUCCGAUUCACGUUCGAGCUCACUCCAGAAGAUAUCCAAACGCUUCGCGAGAGAGUCAUAAGAGAGUCCUCGGAUUCCAAGCAGCUUCGCUUGUCGACGUUCGUGAUUACGUUCUCUUACAUUUUCGUUUCCUUGAUCAGAGCUCGAGGCGGCGAUCCAAAUAGAUCCGUUGGGUAUAAAUUCGCGGUGGAUUGCAGAUAUCUCAUCGUUGAUCCGCCGAUUCCGUCGAGUUAUUUCGGAAACUGUGUCUCCGGCGUCGCUAGGAAUUCGUUGACGGCGGCGACGUUUAAUGGCGAAGAAGGGUUUUUGACCGCCGCGAGAUUUGUUAGUGAUUCGGUUGAGGAGUUGGAUGAGAAUGUGGCUUGGAAGAUUCCAGAGCUUUUGAAAACGUACGCGGCUACUCCGGUCGGGUCACAGGAUCUGUCCGUUGCCGGGUCGACCCGGUUUGGAGUAUACGGGUUGGAUUUCGGGUGGGGAAGACCGGAGAAAGUAGUGAUCGUGUCGAUCGAUCAGGGCGCGAUAUCUAUGGCGGAGAGUAGAGACGGAAGUGGAGGUGUGGAGGUUGGCUUCUCGCUCAAGAAACAAGAAAUGGACGUUCUUAUCGAUUUGCUCCGUGACGGAUUAAAAAAUUAA
This is a messenger RNA of Thlaspi arvense, 1377 nucleotides long. NCBI's taxonomy places the organism in Eukaryota, Viridiplantae, Streptophyta, Magnoliopsida, Brassicales, Brassicaceae. The record is from the annotation of a GenBank genome assembly.